Chara braunii is the source of this 10039-nucleotide messenger RNA. NCBI's taxonomy places the organism in Eukaryota, Viridiplantae, Streptophyta, Charophyceae, Charales, Characeae. The record is from the annotation of a GenBank genome assembly.
CGUGUGUGCACGUCCCGCAUGCUGAUGCGGUCAGGGAUAGUGAAGUCUGGCCCCACACCUGCGGAGCAAGCAGAAAUAGACCGCAGGCUGGCAGAAAAGAAAAAGGAAAAGGAAGCCAAGAAAAAAUAGAAAGAAGAAGAAGUCAAGAAAAAGAUGAAAGAGAAGAUGGACAGAGAGUUGGAAGAAGAGUUGAAGAGUAUAGAAGAAGAAGAAGAAGAAGAAGAAGAAGAAGAACAGGAAGAAGGAGAAGUUUUUGAAAGACGUCGUCGCCAAGACAUACCUGAAAGCAGCACAACGACCCGCCUUCCCGUUGAACCGCUGGACUGGGGCAGCCGGUACUACUACUCCAGCGAGCCGUUAAAAGAAUCUGAUGAAGAACGGGAUACGUUCAUCGCCAAGUUGGCCACUAUUAAAGACACUGUUGAACGAAACCUGAUGUUGGAGGAGAAACGGGCUAAGCUAAAUCGCAGGUUGUUGGCCGCUAGACGGCAAGAGGUGGAAGACAAGAAAAGAUUGCAGGCAGAAGGGGAUAAAUUGCAGAAAGCUCUAGAAGCGCAAAAGGAAAACCCCUCUGCAACUGAAGCACAACUUGCACUCCUCAGGGAGGCCGUCCUCCACACGAGGCAAGACAUGGACUUAAUGCGGCAGACCUUGCAACGUGUAGAAACACAUAGGGUUGAAUUUGAGAAUGUCUGGAAUAACUUCGUAGAAAAGUCAGCAAAGGACGUUGACCAACAUGUGCAAACUUACAUCCAGGCUUUUGACGAACAUAUUAAUAAAGUCUUCACACCGGAGGUCGUAGAGAAGAUUGUAAAGGGCGCUGGAGGCGACAUAGGAGAUGGGGAUGGCGACGACGAUGAUGAUAAGAAAGGAAAGAGGAAGAUUGGGGAUCCAAAGGAAAAACUUCCUCAGGAGACCGGGCAAGUUAACAAGAUAAAGCUUAAGCUGUCGUGGACCUACAAUGGAAAGAAAGAAGAAAGUGUGUUGCACUGGGCGGCGACAAUUGAAACUUAUGUGUAUGGACAGCGAAUUCCAUCGGAGGUGAGAUCGGUUGACAAAAGUGAGGAGAUGAAGGCCUGGGUCACGACAACUCUUGGUGAUUCACUAAAAGCAAUCACGCAGAAGUUGGAUCAAGUUGACUCUAAAUCGAAGUUGGCUAAUUCUGAGAAAAAGGAGCUUGAGAGACUGAGAGCUGAAAAAGCCCUUUUUGAGAAAGGAAAGAGAGAUUCCAGCAGUGAGAAAAGGAAGACGGGAGGUGAUAGGACCCCGACCGUUGAGACUCCGAAGGAGAACGUUGGGAAGUCGAGGGCGCGCGGGCAGACGAAGAGCCGGACUAAGAGAAUCGAAAUCUCCUCCGACGAGGAGGCAGCGGGGGUCGAUGGUGUGAAGCAGAACCUCAGUGUGAAAAUGGAAGGGAGCUCGGACCUCGCCGAUGUAAAGAAACUGCUCGCAGCGCUGGUUGACGGCCUGGCGGAUCCGAAAGGGAAGAGACCCCUUGGGCCGGCAGUGCAGCCAGCAGGGGCCAAUAGUACGGUAGAUGAUGCCGACGAGGGAGAGGAUGUGGACGUGGCAGUACAGGGGAACGUGACGCAGAAUAGCCUGGAGCCGGAUCUGCUAAGAAUUCUGAAAGCACUAUCUAAGAUGAAGGUGAAAGGGAAUGUGCUUCUGAAAGGGAUUCCAAUGGGUGGGAGGGCCAGCCCCCCAUUAGCCUGUCUGAUGUGCAUGUUAGCCGAGUAUCAGUUCCUGCAGGCACUGGGCUUGGACAGCAAAUUCAUCACCGGAUACAUUGACGAUUUGUUGAUUGUGUCCUUCGUCCGAGUGAGCGACCCGGGGGGGUGUGAGAAGGCUAACAAACGCCUUGAUCUGAUCACAAGUUGUUAUCCGGCUGGACUGAUACUGGAACGAACCGACCCUGGGAAUGGGGACCUGGAUUUUCUGGAGACACGGCUGCUGACCCGGGGGGAACCUGCUUGUCUGCUGAUGUCCCACAAAUUUAAGAACGCAGGCACAAUCUGGGAUGAUGGUCCGUUGAAGUUUCGAACCUUCAAGGACUUCUCAUCUUUCGGGCCCCGGAUGUCGAAAUUCGCCACGGUGGCCAACACAGUCCUACGCAUUCGUAAUAACUCCAAUAAUGGGGGCAUAACUUUCCUGAAUGUUCUCAGUCUCACGGAAGAAUUACGAAAGCAGGCUUACCCUGGCAAAGUGAUUACGGCCGGGCUACGGCAGGAAGAAAAGUCAAAACCCCCUUUGCUGGUCAUGAAGGGUGCACCAGAGCGAGUGCUUGAGAAAUGCACUAAGAUGAUGGUAGCUGGAAAGCCUCAGGCACUCAAUGAAGAACUGAGAUAUGGUUUUACGAGUGCAUGCGAUACUCUGGGCAGUCAUGGGGAGCGCGUUCUUGGGUUUGCCCUCAGUGAGCUCACUGGAUUUGCAGAAGAUUUUGAGCUCGCUGCAAUCGAGGCUGAGGAACAACGCCAGCUGGCAGUCAAGGCUGCCCAGCUACAGGCUGAUGAAGCGGCAACAGCAGAGAAGCUGCGGCUACAGGCCGAAGCAGAUGCAGAUGCCCAGGCUCGACGCAAGGAAGCCCAGGCUCUGCUGCAGCAUGAAACCAACAGCAUCGAGAAACUCAAGUACUGGCACUUUGAACCGAACGGCGAUGAGCCAACACCGGAAGAACAACAUAAGGAGCUCAUGGCCAAGCUCGUGAGCAGGUUGGUUUACACAUGUAACCACCUACACUCCGAGCUGGCAAACCUCCAGUGGGCCGUGCGGAAUCACAAGACUCGGCACGAGGAUGCCACACGGGCACUGGACGCCCGUGUACUGGGCCUGGAACAGGCUGUACCAGGACCAGAUGCUGGAGCUUCCAGCAGUGCAUCCUCUAGCCUCCAACUGGAGGAACGCGUUGACCACGUAGUGGCAAUGCUAGGAGACAUAAGUGCCUUCACAGAGCCGGCCACCAUCAGCCAGCGGUUCGAGUUGCUGGACACUAAGAUCAGUCAGCAACAGCAGACUGACCACAGCCACAACAACAGCUCGGCGAGGCCAUACAAGAUGCCGACGUUCCGGAUCGAGAAAUUUGAUGACUACACACAUCAAGACCCGGUCGUCUGGUGGCAAGGAUUUACAACGGAGUUGGGGAUUCACGAGGUCCCUGACCAUCUGUUCAUCAGUGCUCUGUUCAUCAACACCAAGGGAGGAUGUCAGAUCUGGCUCAGCCACAUGGCAACCAUCCACGGCGUCCAGGUUUCAGACCUGUACAAGAAGGUCUCCUGGGACGAUAUGACAAAGGAACGGAAGAAGCGGUCAUGCGCCGCUCUCAGCCUCGCACUUGGUGAUCGCGAGCAGUACAUCACUUUCGCAGAGAUUAUCAACAAGGCAAGGGAGAUCAUCAAGACUAACAGGGCAGCUGCACACGAGAAGUCAACGUGGCAGCCAACCUAUGUGGAGAAGGUAAGAACUGGUCCGCGACAGCAGCAGUUCGCUGCAGUCCAGUCGGACAGUGUAGAUAACCCAGCAGCCACUCCAGCAUCAAGUGACGGAGAUCAGGUGGCUGUUGUCCAGCCGCGAAGCAAUAACAAGUCCCGCAACAAUGGGAAGGCGAAAUCUGCAUCGCAGGCCGGAAAUGGACAGCCAGUACGAGUUCCAUCAACCGAAGUUCGGCUUGACCGAGGCGGAGUACAAGGUCCGCGGCCGCUACGGCAGCUGCUAUUGGUGCAACAGCACCAAGCACAAGACCUCCCUGUGCUAGGAUCAGGGCAAGGAGGAUGUGCGACCCCGCCUCAGCUCGGGAAACUGAGCUCCGCGGAAGGUGAGGCGAGUCCACCUUCUACUUCGCCAAAUUCGGUCGCCUUGCUAGCGGCCUCCUGCACAUCUGGGGAGAACGCGAAUGUCGCAAGUCCUCGGUACACUUACGAGGAUUAUGUUGUCCACUUGUUUCCACCGCUGAACCAACCGCUCCACGUGCAACAAUCCAUCGCAUGCAUGGUUUCAUCACCAUCGACAACCGAUUCGGCACCUUCGCCGCAAUCUAUCGCCGGGGAUUCGACGUCAUGGUCAAGACUUGAAGAGCUCGACCCAUUGACGUUCACGGACUUCCAGUGGAUGCCCGUUCCCUCGACCGGACGAUUGUCGAAACCGCAUUGCAACGUGCUUAUGGCACAAUUGCGGGAUUACUUGCACAUUGCAGUACCAGCUCCGUUGAUGGACGCCGGAGUAGAGGUUGUCGACCUUCACGCUUACAUUGCAAAGAUCGACCGCGAGUUCAAGACGCAACGGUACAACGACAUCGACGCACCAUUGCUAUAUGUACACAUUCAGAUCGGAGAGGCGACCUGCAACACCUUGAUCGAUUGCGGAGCAUCUCGCAACUACAUCAGCCAGGACUUCAUGGUACGCGCCGGCCUUGGCCCACGUGUCCGGAGGAAGUCCCAGCCUACGCAAGUCACUCUGGCAGACGGUCAUACGCACAAGUCCAUCGACCGGUGCAUUGACGCCAUCCCAGUGUACUUCGCUCCUCACGCAAGUGAGGCGGUGUCCUUUGACAUUCUGGACACCAAAUUUGACAUGAUCUUGGGCAUGUCAUGGCUGCGAAGCGAGGACCACCCGGUGAACUUCUUCCACCGCACCGUUCACAUCCGUGAUCGUAACGGAGUACUAGUUCCAUGCACGGUGCCUUUUCCUCAUCCUUCGAUCAACUGCCACGUGGUAUCCGCCGCAAGCAUGCGAGCUUCCAUUAUCAGAGACGACAGCAAGGAGAUGGGGGUGUGUUUUCUCCACGCCCUCCCGCCCCAUGACGCUUCAUCGACGGACUCACCUUCGGAUCCACGCAUCACCGAGCUUCUUGACGCCUACAGCGACGUGUUCGAAGGCCCGCGCGGAGUAGUACCGGAUCGACCCAUCCGCCAUGAGAUCAUCCUCGAGGACGGGGCCGUACCUCUGCGCGGUUGCAUCUACGGAAUGAGCGAGGAAGAGUUAAGUGUGCUUCGGGCACAACUCGACGACCUUCUAGAGAAAGGCUGGAUUCGGCCUAGCUCAUCGCCAUAUGGUGCUCCUGUUCUCUUCGACCGGAAGAAGAACAAGGACCUGUGGUUGUGCAUCGAUUAUCGCAAGCUCAACGCGCAGACGAUUAGGAACGCCGGCCCUCUCCCACGCAUCGACGACCUUCUCGAGCGAUUGGGCGGCGCCCAGUUCUUCUCUAAACUGGAUCUCAAGUUAGGGUACCACCAACUCGAGAUUCGCAAGGAGGAUCGCUACAAGACCACGUUCAAGACACGGUAUGGGCAUUUCGAAUGGUUGGUCAUGCCGUUUGGCCUUACGAAUGCCCCAACCACUUUCCAAGCGGCUAUGACAACGGAGUUCCGACACAUGCUGGAUCGGUUUGUACUCAUCUACCUCGACGACAUCUUGGUGUAUAGUCGGAGUUUGGACGAGCAUGUGGAACACCUGCACACCCAGGAGCUGGAGUACUUGGGACACUAUGUGACGCCGCAAGGCAUCCGUCCGCUUGCGGACAAGAUCGAGGCCCUACGAGUAUGGCCCGAGCCCACCAACACCACGGACGUUCGUUCAUUCAUGGGGUUGGCGGGCUACUAUCAGCGAUUCAUCACCGGAUACUCCAGGAUUGAUGCACCUAUGACGAGGUUACARUCGCCAAAGGUGCCAUUCGUAUUCGAUGACGACGCACGCCGGUCAUUCCAAGCACUUAAGACGGCUAUGCUCAUGGCACCCGKCCUUAGCAUCUAUGACCCCACCCUGCCGACGCGAGUGACUACGGACGCUUCCGGCUAUGGCAUUGGGGCAGUCUUGGAACAGCACGACGGCGACGACUGGCACCCUAUGGAGUAUUUCAGCCACAAAGUGCCUCCCAUCAACUCGCUUGAUGAUGCAAGGAAGGAGCUGCUCGCAUUCGUGAUGGCUCUCAAGCGUUGGCGGCACUUCCUCCUUGGGCGUCGUCGGUUCACAUGGGUCAUAGACAACAAUCCAUCGACCUACUACAAGACGCAGGACACGGUGAGCAGCACAAUCGGACGAUGGAUGUACUUCAUCGACCAAUUUGACUUCACACCGAAACAUGUCCCCGGCCUCUCCAAUCGCGUGGCAGAUGCACUUCCGCAAAGACCUGAUCUUUGCGCUAUGACACAUCAUGCCUUCGCAUUCGACGAGGAGCUUCAGCGACACUUCAUCCGGGCAUAUCAGUCUGAUCCGGACUUCAGCACGCUGUAUGCACAGCUAUCUUCGGAUCACCCGCCGGCCAGCCAUUWCCGCAUUGCUGACGGGUACUUGCUCCUCCACUCGAGAGGCAAGGACUUACUAUGUGUCCCACGCGACCGUCGUCUUCGGACUCGCCUCCUCGGCGAGUAUCAUGAUUCACGACUCGCCGGCCAUUUCGGAGUCAACCGCACUAUUGCACGACUUCGACAGCGAUUCCGAUGGCCUGACCUCAUUACCGAUGUCACUCGGUAUUGCGACUCUUGCGAAGUUCGCCGACGCAGCAAGCCCCGCAACCGCAAUCCCUACGGCGAGUUACACCCGAUGCCUAUCCCACGGGAACCCGGUCUCUCCAUUGCCAUGGACGUCACCGGUCCGUUUCCUCGCGACCGGCUCGGGCACGAAGACAUCCUCACGGUUGUGGACCGAUUGAGUAAGUACGCGCGUUUUCUCCCUUGCAAGUACUACUCCAUGGCUCCCGAGCUAGCACGCCUCUUGCACACUGGUUGGAUUUGUGGCCACAGUGUACCAGAAGACAUUGUCAGCGACCGCGACACUCGUUUCAUGUCGGCGUUUUGGACUGCUCUCAUGCAGGAGUCCGGCACAACAAUGAAACCAAGUUCGGCCCGGCAUCCUCAGACAGACGGGCAGACGGAGCGGGCACAUCAAACCGCUCAAAUAAUGCUUCGUACGCUCAUCCGUCCGGACCAGAAAGAUUGGGUUGACCGCCUCCCCGACAUCGAGUUCGCCUACAACACUUCGGUGCACCCGGCGAUCGGCGUGACUCCAUUCGAGUUGCACCACGGUGGACGGAAAGGCCGUAUCCUCGCCGACCUUCUCCUCCCUCGCCCAGCCGACAUUGACGCUGCCUGCUCUCCUGCUUCCGUCCGGAAGUACAGGGAAUUGCUGACUCAAGCCCGCGCAAAUAUGCAAAAGGCUCAAGUCCGCAUGCAGCAGCAAGCCAACAGGCGUCGCGUACCAUGUCCCAUCCGCGCAGGUGAUCUGGUUUGGGUCUCCGCGGAAGAGUUUGCACUGGAACAGGAUGUUUCACGCAAACUGCUCCCCAAGUGGUUUGGACCUUGGUCUGUGACAGCAGCCGAGGGCGAUGAGCCCGAUGGCCCUUCAUUUGUGAUCAACAUUCCAGAGCAUCUGACGGUCCAUCCGGUCUUCCACGCCUCGAAGCUGGCAACAUACACGCCAGCCAAGAGCGACGACUUUCCGGACCGACGAUCGCAGGACCCUCCUUCUAUGGCUGGUCAUCAGGAAGUUGACCGCGUUAUCACCGAUCGCAAGUACGGCAGCAAGCCGCGGCAGUACAAAGUCACAUUCAAAGCAUGCGAUCGCGACGACACUCGGUGGAUUUCAGGCGCAGAUUUGAAAGCAUCCGCACCGCUGAUCUACACGCAUUAUGAAAGGCGGAGACGAGGAGGGGGGAUAGGAGGAGGACACAGCACGAGCAGGAGGACGACAAGGACAUGGCAGAAGAGGGGCAGGAGGGAGAACGUAGUAGAGGAGGAAGAGAUGGCCGAGGAGGAUGGGGAUGGGGGAGCAGGACAGAGAGGAGGUGGCAGAGAACGGGGAGGAGGAAGAGGAGGUGGCGGGCAGAGAUGGGCACCGGGUACCCAGAGCCGCACCCACCUGUCCCACCCGACCGACAAGUUCUCGGCGAAGACGGAGCCAAAUUUUCCAUGCAAUGAUUUGACGUUUGUCGGGCUCAUCUCAUUGAUUGAUCCGCCAAGGGAAGGCGUGGCAGAGGCGGUCUACCUGUGCAAGCGGGCACAGAUCAGAGUGUUUAUGGUCACAGGCGAUCACCCCAUAACUGCGAAAGCCAUUGCAAAAAAGGUUGGAAUUCUGGAGCAGGACAAGCUUGAUGAUGGCAAUGCUGCGCUAAUCACCGGGGAGGAUAUCCGGUCAUGGCUAGACUUGAAUGAAGAGGCUCAAAGAGAGAAAUGGGAUGAGGCACUUGCCCAUCAGCAGAUCGUCUGGGCACGUGUGUCGCCGGCACACAAGCUUUUGAUUGUCGAAAAUUGUCAGCGACAGGGGGAGAUUGUUGCUGUUACAGGAGAUGGUGUGAACGAUGCUCCUGCGCUGAAGAAGGCAGAUAUCGGAAUCGCGAUGGGGAUCACAGGGAGGGAUGUCUCAAAAGAGGCAGCCGAUAUGAUCCUGAUGGAUGAUAAUUUUGCAUCUAUCGUUGGUGGUGUUGAAGAGGGGCGGUUGAUUUUCGACAACCUGAAGAAGACCAUCUGCUACGCUCUCUCUGUCAAUAUCCCAGAGCUUGUCCCUUUCCUUCUUAAUGUGCUGAUUGGUCUUCCGUUGCCGCUCUCCACAGUGUUGAUGCUCACCAUCUGCCUGGGAACAGAUAUGAUACCUGCAAUUGCUCUAGCCUAUGAGACGAAGGAGUCUGAUAUAAUGGACCGCCCUCCAAGAGACACUAGGAGGGAUCGGCUCGUCAAUUGGAAACUGCUCAGCCACGCAUACUUCCAGAUCGGAGUAAUACAGACAUUUGCCGGGAUGUUUGCGUAUCUUGUUGUCAUGAAUGACUAUGGAUACCCCCCAAAUGUACUUCUCUGGACAGGUACGGAGUGGACGCACUACACUCUGAUGUGCACAGCCGAUGAAAAUAACAGACCUCAGAAAUGUGGCUUUGGUUGCGGCGAUCCGGACUAUCACAGGGGUGUGCAUACCCCAGAGAAAUACUGUAAAGGGGGUUGUAGGGUCCCUUUAAAUGGGCAGCCUCUUGACCCCUUCAGUGAGUUCGACUAUAGCGGCUUUAAAGGUGUGGACUUCUGCAAUCUGACCUGUGCAAGCUAUUCUUCAGAGACAGCACCGGCCUUCUGCAGCAACAUGUCGUCACCCGAGGUGCAAAAGUCAGGAUUUCCCGGACGAAAACGCGCAGGCAAACUUGAUGCUCCUGUAGGUGCUUUCUACUGGUGGGGAGGGCGGCAGAUGACCAUGCCCAACGUGGCUUAUCAGAAAAGUGUGCUGUUUCACGCACAGACAGCAUACUUUGGAGCGAUUGUGGUGACACAGUUUGCUAACUUGCUCGUUACCAAGACUCGAAAACUGUCACAGUAUGACAGGGGACUCAAUGGCUACAAUCGCUUUGGCUUGGCGUUUGAGACGCUUCUCUCCCUUUCUAUGGCGUAUAUAGUCCCCUUCCAACAAGUACUGGGCACCAGGCCUCUUUCUGCAAUCCAUUGGGCAGUCGGGUUUCCUUUUUCAUUCAUCAUCUUUGUCUACGGGGAGCUGAGAAAGUCAAACGCACGCCACAAUCCAGGGGUUUCGAUGGGCUUUUGGAAAAGAGUGGGACAAAGUCCCGCUUGCUCAUAUGCGGUGUGUGAGUUCAGCAUGAAUAUGUCUAGGAAUCUAUGCCAGGUUCUUGGCCAGAAGAUUUCUCCAGGAAGUCUCAACAAGGGACACUUCACAGGAGGAGGGAAAUUCCCACAAUGUCAUUUGUUAUUUCAGCUGAAGGGAGAGGAGGAGGAGAAGGAACAAAAUGAGGAGGAAGAGGAGGAGCAGUUGGGAAGAGGACGAAGGCACCCAGUGAGGAACGAGGAGUGAGGAGUGAGGAGUGAGAAGGUAACAGGUGUAGGUGAUUUCGCAAAGCCAUAGGCAGUACCACACAGAAAGUUUCCCAAAUGUCCCAAAGGGGGUUCCAUGUUGUCUAGGUGAUUUCACAAAGCCGUAGUUAGCAAUACUGUACAGAAAGUUUUUGAAUGAUGAUCUGUCCCAAAAGGGGUUCCACAAAGGGAAUCUCGAAGGAAAUUCCGCGAGGAAACCCAAGGAAGGGACUUGUGCACGUGAAUCUUCAAGAUAAAGCAGCACGAAGUAA